Messenger RNA from Branchiostoma belcheri (Belcher's lancelet), 953 nucleotides. Its product is annotated as fibrinogen C domain-containing protein 1-like. NCBI's taxonomy places the organism in Eukaryota, Metazoa, Chordata, Leptocardii, Amphioxiformes, Branchiostomatidae. The record is from RefSeq and is a predicted model, not a curated record. The transcript has 2 exons. The coding region runs from base 1 to 849 and encodes 282 amino acids.
AUGGUUCUUGCUCUGUCUUAUGAAGUUAUCAUAAAAUCGCUACUGUGUGUGGAGACAGAGGACCAAGCAGACAACGAAAAGCCGGGUGAUGCGGGCGGGCAGUUUCCUCAGACCGACCUGGCUUCCCUAGCCCUCAGCGGGCGCACAAACUACUUUUCCGACUGUUCUCAGAUCCACACUGCCCUGUCCCUGUUCAAUGCUGUGUCUAGUGGUGUAUACGACAUAAUGCCUGUAGGUCUGACCAGCCCGAUCUCUGUAUACUGUGAUCAGACCACAGAUGGGGGAGGGUGGACGGUCAUACAGAGGAGGUUUGACGGGUCUAUCGACUUUAACCGACCUUAUAACGCCUUUAGGUACGGGUUUGGGUCAGCCAAUGGAGAGCAGUGGUUGGGGUUGGAGAAUAUGUACCAUUUGACCAGACAGAACGCGUAUGAGCUGUACGUAGAGCUGGAAGAUUGGGAUAGCGUGGUCAAGUACGCCAAGUAUUCGUCAUUCUCGGUGGGGAGUAGUUCCAACUAUCGCCUCUCUGUCAGUGGGUACAGUGGGACCGCUGGGGAUGGGUUCUCAGACUCAUCAUCUAACCCCUACCUAACGGGUCAGCCCUUUAGUGCUAGGGAUGUAGACCGUGAUGCCUACAGCGGGUCCUGUGCAGGUGGCCGGAGUACCUACGCGGGAGGUUGGUGGUACAAGUCCUGUACUGGGUCUGCUCUAAACGGCCCGUACCUCCGCCCCUCUGACCGUACCAGUCACAGUGGCUUUGGUAUCGAUUGGUACUAUUUUGGAGGCUCCUAUAAGACCUAUCUGAAAAAGUCCAAAAUGAUGGUCCGUCCUGUCAACUUCCAGCCGUAAGUUGACAGACGCUAACCCAGCUGACAGGUCGAGGACUCACAAUAGUUGACGUCACCCCAAGAUCACUUUAUAACUGUGCAUGUACAACAGAAAGGGUACUUAAA